AGAAUAAGGGAAAAUUCUARGCAGUCGUCGGCAUUAGGAAGGAUGUUUACGUAAUAUCCGUAGGCUUAAACCGGGGAAAGUUAUUUCCUGAAGUUGACCAGUAGUGAAUAAGUCCUGCCUUGAGCUUUCACACCAACCCAACCCACAUACAGUAUAUUAUUUUCACGACUAAGACAUUUGGUGCCAUUACAGAACCGACACAAAUGAUUGAUAAUGGAACCGUUGGAGAAAUCUCAGAAUGACGACACUGAUGCAAUGGAAAUCUUGCAUGCCCAGCUAGCAGGUUGCCGAGCGCAGCUGGAGCACUGGCAGGGUGUGGCGACGAUCUGCGAACUGAGCAAACAGGAGGAACUGGGAGAGCUGCAGAAACAGUGUGACCAGGAGAUGCAGUCUCUUCAGGAGGCCCUCAGAGAGACGGCUUCUCAGUAUGAGGCUAGAAUAUCUACUCUGCAGUCUGAGCGUGCCCAGUGGAGGAGAGCCAGUGUGCAGUCUCAGGGCAGUGUAAAGAAGGACAGGUUGGAGGCAGGAGCUAUGCAGUCCGAGAGCCAGUCGACAGACUCUCCCACCAAUACCCUCAGAGAACCAGGAACGGACGGAUGGGAUAGCCAACCAGSGGAGGCUGAGGGGCRGGGGGAGGGACCAGGGGAGGGUGAAGGGGCAGGGCUGGAGGGCUAUUUCUCCCAGAACUGUGACUUCGCCUCUUUCUCCUCCUUCUCCUUGGACACGCCCUCACUGCCACGCCGCCCCCCCCCCCAGGAAGACACUGCCUCCCUGGUCUCCACGGGAACCCUGGUGCCCGAGGCCAUCUACCUGCCCCCGCCCGGCCACCGUCUGAUCACACACACCGAAUGGGAUUCGCUUAACACACAGGUUGAGGAGCUGAAGGGAGAGCUGAGUCGACUGAGGGACGAGAGGACAGAGCUGGAGAGCGAGCUGGACACACAGACUACUGAGACACACAAACACGUCUCAGUUCUCCAGUCUCAGGUGCAGACCUCAGAGGCCCUCCUACAGGAGCUGCAGAAAUCUUUCAACCAAUCACAGAAUGCCGUCCAUAGUAGGCUGGCGGAGCUGUCUCUCUCUCAGAGGAGGGUGUGUAGCGAGCUGUCCAGACUGAAAGGGGAGGAGAUCGAGGAGACUGAUGGGGCAGGGGACGCCAACACACCCCUUGGUCCUACACUACAGGGGGCACACAGUGAAGAGAGGCUGCUUAUUGAGAUCGUCAACCUAAAGGAACAACUGGAGACCCGCGUGGAGGAGAGCGAAGUUCUACAAGUGCAGCUGUCCAGUCUGAAGACCGAGAUGGAGCMGGUCCAGUGUCAGAAAGAGAAGCUGCAGUUGGAGCUACAGACCUGUCGCAUCGAGCUACAAGGCCUCAGGGUGGCGCUCUCACACCUACAGGGAGACAGCAAGACUCUCACCCAUGACAAGGCGUCCCUCCAGCAACAGUGUUUGGAGCUGCGUAGCCAGAUCAUCAGUAUGCGUUCUCAGGUGGACACCAGCCAAACGGUGCAGAGGGACUUUGUCCAGCUUUCACAGUCACUGCAGGUGAAGCUGGAGUUGAUCCGUCAGGCUGACACUCUGGACCAGGUCAGGGACAUCUUGGAGGAGGGGCUUCCUGAAGAGGGUGCCCCGCCCACUGGUGCCACGUGAGUCUAUCAGAGCAGCACAACAGAGCCAAAGCGACGGGAGAAACAAGAAAUAUUCCAAGGGUGACCAAUAAGAACGCGGCUGGACAUGAAGUGCAACAGUAUAACCACAGAGAAAGAUUUGACCACUAUCAUGACUAUCCCCGCGUUGAAGAGGAGUGGGCUGAGCAAGGAGCUGUGCAUAAUCACUGAUAUACAAAUCAGAUUGCAUUCCAGACAACUCCUAAUGAGAAUCAGAUCUGUGCUUGCCUUGCUCAGGCCAGUCCUCUCCAACAUUGGGAAUCACCACCUCCGCUUGUAAUGUGACUUGGAAUAUUUGUACUUUGGAGCUGUUCAAUGAUGUUCUGAUUUUUUUGAGGGGGGUUGCACUUCGACUCAUGUUGCUUGAGCGCCCUCCAUCAUUCCAUAUUUGUUUUUAAAAUGUAUUUUCUCAUGUUCAAUGACCAAACACUCAUUCUAUGACCAAACGUAACCCCRGUUUUUAAACUGGACUCAUUGAGAUAACUUGAAUAUUUGUAUUGAAGUUCCUGACUCGAUAUUCCCGCUAGUCAGAUGUGAUGAGAAACACUCCAUUACUGCUUUAGUGGAAGUCACUAAAAGGCAAUAUGUUGAGAAAAGGCCAGUAUCUACUACUGUAAGUUAUACCGUAUUAUGAUACUUCUGCAUGCACACACACACACCCACCUCUCAGGACUUCCGAUCAUUGAUCUAAUAGCACUGUCCUUGUUGAUACCAGCGAGUAACACUAACAACCCUGUUUCAAACCACUCUGACACAAUUACCAUCUUUACCUUUUUUUAGACGUUACCAUGUUUUUAAAUGAAGAGUAAGAGAUAAGAAACCUGUAAAAAAUAAUAUGAAUGAAUUUGGCAUUCUCUCUUGUUGAUACUAAUUGCCGUAAUAUAUAAAUAUACAUUGAAAGACUA
Molecule: messenger RNA, 2575 nt
Organism: Salvelinus sp. IW2-2015
Lineage: Eukaryota; Metazoa; Chordata; Actinopteri; Salmoniformes; Salmonidae
Gene: rabep2
Product: rabaptin, RAB GTPase binding effector protein 2
Biological process (GO): endocytosis
Cellular component (GO): intracellular membrane-bounded organelle
Molecular function (GO): growth factor activity; GTPase activator activity
Source: RefSeq, a predicted model, not a curated record